AUGUGUAUUUCCUCUCUUCACAAGUUGAAGCCUGCCACUAAUCUUUUUUCAUUCUAUCCCUCUGUGCGCACUUUCCUCCAGGGCUACGCUGUGCUCUCCCAGGACUUUGGAUUCUUCCGCCGGGGAAGGGAAGACCACUACUGUGCCCUGAGAGCCUCCCUGUACCAGACGCUGGUGAGCUCUGCCCAGCUUCCCGACUGGCUGCAGCGGGAGAGUUUCUUAUUGAUCCCCGAAAAGCUUCAGUCUCGCUACGGUCUGAUUGAAGGCUGGUCGUUUCCCGACGUGUGCAAGCAGACGAGCGGGAUCAAAGACGACGUGGAUCUUUUGAGACACUACCUGAGCCUUCUCCAGAAAUGGUGGCGUGCGGCAGCAGCCUCUCCUGGGCUCGAGGGACGCAGACGUGUGUGCGAUCAGCUCUUCCAGGGCGGAGAGGACGAGUUUGGUGUCAUGGAGGCGCUCAAGCUCCUGAUGCUAACAUGCGCCGUGGAAUUGCACGACAUCAUGCAGAGAGGCAGAGACGUGCCAAUCUUCUGCUGGCUGCUAUUCUCCCGCUACACCUCCUCGUGCCCGCGCACGUUCCUGGCCAACCACCUGAGCCGGGUUGGCUUCAGUGGAGGCAUGGAGCAGGUGGAGAUGUGUCUCCUGGGUUACACACUGCACCGCACCAUCAAGGUGUACCGCCUCUACAUGGCCAACAUGAAGGACUUCAUUGUCACUCAUUACCCGGACAAUCACAUUCAGGACUGGCCCUCUGUCUGCCUGGUAACCGAGGAUGGCCGCCAUUACGACGUGGCUGUUGGCGACCCCGUCUGUCUUCGGGAGGACUUUUCUGGUGGACCUCACUGAUUGGCCAACCAGCAAUUUUGUUGCAGUUUGAUUGUUGACCCAAGUGACCAAGGUCCAAUCAUGGCCAAUUCAGGAUUCACUAUUUUACACCACCCAUGUUAAUUCGACACAUAAUUAAAAUAC
This is a messenger RNA of Sardina pilchardus (European sardine), 969 nucleotides long. RefSeq names its product ubiquitin thioesterase otulin-like. Bases 1 to 846 code for a protein of 281 amino acids. Gene Ontology annotation, biological process: protein linear deubiquitination. Gene Ontology annotation, cellular component: cytoplasm. The record is from RefSeq and is a predicted model, not a curated record. Lineage: Eukaryota; Metazoa; Chordata; Actinopteri; Clupeiformes; Clupeidae. The transcript has 4 exons. Gene Ontology annotation, molecular function: cysteine-type deubiquitinase activity.